CGAAUGUUUUGGUUUAGGACGAAGUGAUGGGAUAUUGACAAGACAAGGAAAUUACUUUGUCGUCAUCAGUUUCCCAUGUAAAGCUAUUGGAAUUUUCAUAAACCACGAGGAUACCCGUCAGUAAUCAAGAUGGGUAAUUGUCUGAAGUCCCCUAACACGGACGACAUCUCGCUGUUGAGAGGAAGCGACGCUGGGCCAGAAGUAUCAUCAGACCAGUCUGCGAAUAUGGGACCACCACCACCGUAUCAGGAGUCUGUACCCAUCUAUCAUCCGUCACCUAAUGUUAGCAGGCCAGCUAACCAAUUAACUGAAGAAGAACAGAUCAAAAUAGCCCAACGAUUAGGCCUUAUUAAUCAUCUGCCAACUGGUGUAUUUGAUGGCACCAGUAAAAAGGCCAAAGAGUGCUGUAUAUGUAUGGAAGAAUUCCUAUUAGGUGAUAUGUUACGAUUUUUACCGUGUAUGCACACAUACCACAAGGAUUGUAUAGAUGAUUGGCUAAUGCGAUCUUUUAUUUGUCCAUCAUGUUUGGAACCAGUUGAUGCAGCACUAUUAACGACGUAUGAAACAAGCUGAUGUGAUAAACAAUGAUCCUGGUGCUAUAUCACGGAAACAAACCUUGUAAACAGUUUGUGAAGUGAUGAAAACAUUGAUACAACAAUAGAUAACUCUAUAAAAAUAUUCAACUAGUUUAUCGGUAGGUUACUUUUAAAAAAAAAACAUUGAGAAUUUGUUCAGUACAGCACAAAGAUCAAGCCUUGUUGAAUAACCAUCAUCCUAACUUACACAUAUAAUAGAAAACUGAACUUAUACAGACAGUAUGCAUUCAAUGACUUGUGAUUUUUUAAACCCAGUUUAAUGGGUUUGUUUAGCAUUUGUACUUCGAUAAAGAUAGUGGAUACUUAUAACAAUAUACUGUUAUCUAUAUUGAUUGACAUAUGGCUAUUCUUUGUAGGUGUAGAUAUGUAACAAAGGUUAAUAUUUAUAUAAUAUGCAUGCAUUGAAACAAAAAUCACAUGUACAGGAGACAAUAGGCAAGCCUGAACAUAAGGCACCUGUCACAGGCAUUAUCAGACACAAAAUAUUGCACAACAUUAUAUGUUACAUACAGGUAACAAUUCUAUGGAAGUGAAUUACUGCUUAUUACUGAGCGACAUUUUGACUAGGCUUCUCUAGUCAUUAUCAAGCAAUGAUAAAAUAUGAAAA
Molecule: messenger RNA, 1203 nt
Organism: Patella vulgata (common limpet)
Lineage: Eukaryota; Metazoa; Mollusca; Gastropoda; Patellidae
Product: RING finger protein 11
Exons: 3
Coding region: 130-573 (147 amino acids)
Source: RefSeq, a predicted model, not a curated record